This is a messenger RNA of Pseudogymnoascus verrucosus, 2401 nucleotides long. RefSeq lists its product as uncharacterized. Lineage: Eukaryota; Fungi; Ascomycota; Leotiomycetes; Thelebolales; Thelebolaceae. Bases 230 to 2017 code for a protein of 595 amino acids. The record is from RefSeq and is a predicted model, not a curated record. The transcript is spliced from 4 exons.
CAACUACCAAUUGGCAUCACUGACUAUGCUAGCCAAGUGGGCGAAGCAUUGUUGAAGGAUUGAAGGAGACAAAACCCUGCUCGCUGUAGCUUGUAAUUCAGCUCAAUAUACGAAACAAUGGCUUGACCUACCACGAGGAGCCCGGAAGCUCCAGAUAUAAGCUUCCCACGUAGCCCCCAUUCCUCGCCAUUUCGACUUGAGCAACCCCUUUAACAGUUUCUCACCGAAUAUGCUUCGCUAUUCUGUAAUACUAUUAGUUGCCGCCUUUGCCACGGCGGCGACGGCAACGGCGACUAAACCGCCACCAGUGACUGUUACUGUUACUGUUGCGUGCGAGUCUACUCCUACGCCCACGGUCGACCUUGGAUAUGGACGGUACGCUGCAACUGUCAAUGACACUGGAUACCCUUACUACAAGUUCAGUAACAUCCGAUAUGCAGCACCUCCCGUUGGAGAUCUCCGCUUCAGACAACCAGUUGCGCCAUCAGGCAGUGACAGCACUGUCCAUGGUGGCAAGACUGGCUACUCAUGCAUGCAAGGCGAUCCAGCUUGGUACCUCCAAGUUGCUGCUGGGCUAGUGCUGCCAGCAUUUAUAGAGGGAAAGAAUGUUUCGAGUGUCGUGGGCAAAGCUGCCGCAUCACAAGAUUCUAGUUCUCCGGCAACUCCUAGUUUAUCUGAUAUCCCCAAACAAGAUGCUACUACUUCGGAGGACUGCCUGUUUUUGGACGUGCUGGUCCCACAGACAAUAUACGAGUCCCCUCGAAGGACAGAUACCAAAGGAAAGGGAGGCGCACCGGUCCUGGUUUGGAUCUAUGGUGGUGGAUAUACGUCGGGCGAUAAAAGUGGCCAUGCUGAGACCCUCCUCGCGAGCGCCAAAGACAAUGGUGAGGAUGGGUUCAUAUAUGUGGCUUUUAACUACCGCUUGGGUAUGUUUGGUUGGCUCGCUGGUUCAACUUUAGAAAAAGAUGGCUCGGCAAACGUUGGCCUCUAUGAUCAGAAACUCGCCUUGGAAUGGAUUCAGAGCAAUAUCCACCUCUUUGGCGGAGAUGCGGAGAGAGUCACAGUUAUGGGAGAGAGUGCCGGCGCAAGUUCCAUAAUGCACCAUAUCACGGCAUAUGGGGGAAAGAAGGGGAAUGCACCUUUUCGGAGAGCCAUACUCCAGAGCCCAGGCUGGCUCCCCAGUAAGGCCGCCGCCGCCGACGAAAAUAUCUUUCAACAGACGCUCACAAUCGCAUCUACUGUCACCAAUAAGAAGAUCACUACCCUUAGUGGCUUACGCAGUCUUACGUCAAGCGAGCUCUACUUGGUCAAUGCUGCUGUGGUUGGCCUCUCGCCAUAUGGAAGCUUCACCUACGGCCCGACGGUAGACGGCGACUACGUACCGAAACUCCCUGGGGAUUUGCUCCUUAAUGGGAACUUUGACAAGAGCGUUGAAGUUAUGGCUGCGCAUAACGCCAAUGAAGGCAUCCUCUUCGCAACGCCCUUUGCAAAGUCCAACAAAGACAUGGCAACGUACCUCAAGUCUGCUGUCCCAUCCUUGGACGACACGGCAUUGGAAGUUAUCCUCGACUCUGUGUACCCUGAAGUCUUCGACGGCUCUUUUGACUACACCGACCAAUUCGAGCGAGCCGCGACCAUUGUGGGCGAGGCAUUUUUCUCGUGCAACACGCGUUACCUCGAAGCCGCGUUUGGGGAGAAGUCAUACAGCUAUCUCUUUGACGCUGUAAACAGGGGCUUCCAUGGCGAAGACUUGACAUACACUUUCUACAACGGCCCAUCAGCUGUCGCAGAUGGCGGAACCGUCAACGCAACAGUCGCCAAAGCGCUGCAGAGUUAUAUCACCCACUUCGUGGCGACGGGUAACCCGAACGGAGGUUCUGCGCCAUUCUUCCCUCAGUACGGGUCGAAUUCGAGCGUGCAGGUCGUGGCGCCGGAUGACUUUGGGACUCAGAUUACGGAUCCUGAGGAUAACAAGAGGUGUUCGUGGUGGCAGUCAGCGACCGUGUAUGAUGACUGAGGAGUUGAAGUUUAACUGGAGGAAUUAAUCGUUACGUCCAGCCUCGGGAUGUGAAAUGUUGGCUAUAUUUCCGAAAUAUGAGUACACCAUACUUGAAUGGUCCCGCUGUCGCUGCCCCUCCUCUUCUUCAUUUCUCGACAACGGGAGCAUCUAUUCCUAGCUGUCUAGGGUGAGGCAAAAUUUAUAUAAGGAGACAAAACAAAAUGACAAAAACAUACAACAGUGGGUAUUACUAUUCCUAAGGCAACGUAGGUAGAUACAGGCACUUACGCUACUACUAUAUUAGUUAUUAGCUUUAUUACCCUCCUUUAUAACGUAUUUCACGUACGAGUGGGCCACACGGACGAGUGGGCCACGAAAACACCAAAAUUGACUAUUACUGCC